UUCUAAGAGAUAGAGAAGUAGCUACCUACCGUCCCUCUUGCAAACUUCUUUAUCUCCCAUCGUAAAGCAUUCAUAGUGCUUGAAGACCCCCCCGGUCAAUUUUAGUGACCCAAUCUAGUGAUGAUUAGCCACUAGCGUAGCAGGUUGUCGUUUUUGCUUGAAGGCAAGGAACCCCCCAAGUCAUGGAUGUGGGUCAAAGGCUUCGCGCCAUCUUGGAAUCUUGAAUAUAUCGAUGAUCAUCUCCCGAUAAAAAAAAUUUCAAAAAUUGAAGGGAACCACCAAAACUCGGUCUAAUCCACUCAUUUUAAGUCCCGAAGGCAUAGCGUUACCUACCUCCUGGGUAGGUAUAUACAUACAUUCGUUUUCCGACCCAAUUCCUAUUAUUUUAGUUAAUUUGCCGAACCCUUCAUUUACAAUUCCACUUCUCUAGGAAUCAGGGAUUGUCCUAGGAGCAUUCAGAUCUAGACCACUUCAUUGUGUGUAUAUUGAUCUGUCACAGCAGCGUACUUGACGGUAGCUUCAUCAUUCGUUAUUCGUCUUUUCAGCUUAUGACAAUUUCGGCUGCAGCGCAUAAUUAUUACAUCCCCUUCAUUCGUGUUCAAUAUAUAUACCUUAGGUACCUAAGGUAUAUAUAUUCUUUCUGGUCCCAUUCGACAAGAUACCUCUGGAUAGCUAUAUUCUCUUCAACAUGCCUUAUACAAACAACCAAAAUGAGUUCGACGAGAAGGGUUCUCCUACCCUGACGCAUGCCCCAACCGUCUCAGAUACGGCUGAUCAACCAGACAAGUACAACGAGAAGUUUCCCUCGGAACGACAAGACCAUCUACAAGUUCCCGCCGAACCAAGUAGGAUGCCAACAGAUCAUUUAUAUAUGUCAGAUACUGAAUCUAGGGACCAAGCUACUCGACUAGGUGACGACCUCACGCUCCUUCAGGCGGAGCAGACUGUUAACCAUCAGGAAUCGACCGAUCUUCGCCGCGCUUACUCAAAACCUCGUAGUCAUGAACCCGAGGGAGAGGAUGUGUUUAACCAAUCCGCCCAAACUUCUCCUCUGCUACCCGAGCAUCCUAAUCACCUUAACAAAGUCUUCAAGGGGAUUAAGGGCUUACCUCGCAUACUUCGAUAUUUCUUGUACAGCUUACCCAAUGCGAUUAUUUUACUAAUCCCCAUAUUACUCGGGAGGUUCACGCCAAAGGACCAGCAGGCUGUCAUUGGAGGGCCAGGAGGUGUCGACUUGAUGUGGUUUGGCAUUUGGCUCGAGGUCGUUUGGCUAUCCCUUUGGGCGGCGAGGAUAGUUACCUCCAUUCUACCGUUUGCCGUGGGCAUCGUGGCUAAGAUCCUAGGCUCAGGAUACUCUAAGAAAUGGAGGGAGGUGGCCCGUCAACUGGAAUUGCAUACCGCGCUGUUCCUCUGGAUGCUUGCCGUACUGAUCUCGCACUAUCCAAUCCUCAACAACCACAAGGUCAAAGCUAAGGUGCCCGAAGAGGCUGACACAGAAUAUCCAUUUAUCAACUGGAUCGAUGUUGUCUACAAGGUUAUCGUCGCAUUGUUUGUCAUGGCAAUUUUGAAUUGGGUUGAGAAGAUCGUCAUACAAUGGAUUGCAGAAUCUUUUCAUCGACGAACAUACUCGUCGCGAAUUGAGACGAAUAAGCAAUGUAUCGCAUAUUUGGUUCACUUGUACGAGUAUUCCAAGGAUAAACUGGUUUCGGAAGCAUCUGUUAUGGAUAACCAGGGCUCAGGCUCCGGCGCAAGAACCCCCUUGGCUAUGUUUUCUAACAAUGCUCGAGAUACCAUCGCAAAAGUCGGCGAUAUUGCCAACCGUGUGGCAGGUGAUUUUACUGGACGUGAAGUCAAGCUCAGAAAUCACCCGCGGAAGGUUGUAUCCGAACUGCUCCGUAACAGCAAUUCCGCUCAAGUCCUAGCUAGGCGUCUCUUCCGCACGUUCGCCAAACCCGGUGCCGACGUCUUAACACCGCAAGAUUUGAACCCAGCUUUUCCUACUAUGGACGAUGCAGAGGCCGCCUUUUCAGUGUUUGACCGUGAUUUGAACGGAGACGUGUCAAUGGACGAACUUGAAAUAUUCUGCGACGAGGUUCAUAGAGAGAAAAAGGCCAUCGCCGCUUCCCUCAAGGACUUGGAUUCCGUUAUUACAAAACUGGACCGAGUUUUCUUUUUCAUCAUCUUCAUUAUUGCCGUGAUCGUUUUCAUUUCGAUUAUUUCUGCUUCGACAGCAGCAGCUCUGGCCUCUGCCGGUACCGCCGUUCUGGGUCUUGCAUGGGUACUACAAGCUACAGCCCAGGAGUUUCUGCAGUCCAUCAUUUUCGUUUUCGUCAAGCAUCCGUUUGACGUUGGCGACCGAGUUACCAUAUAUGGCAACACUGGAUCAUUAAUGAGGGGCGAUGACUACUAUGUGACGGAAAUAUCCUUGCUCUACACCGAGUUCAAGAAGAUGCAAGGCCAUAUUGUCCAGGCACCUAACUCCCUACUUAACACGCUAUUCAUUCUCAAUCACCGCCGCAGUGGGACACUGGCUGAUGUGUUCGAGCUUCGAAUGAAAUAUGGUACUCCGUCUAGCGUUAUACAAGAGUUGGAGGCUCGAAUGACGGAAUACGUCCUAGACAACAAGCGCGAUUUUACUAGCAAGGUCCUCACGGAGCUUGUAAGUUUCGAGGACGCAUACUGCAUGACGGUCAACUUUAUCUGCUUCCAUAAGACAAGUUUUCAGAAUGAGUUGACCCGUCUCACCCGGCACAAUAAGUUUGCCAUCGAGUUGAUGAACCAGAUGGUAGCUCUCGGCAUUGAACAGCCCCGUCGGCAGUUCCAAAUUUCUGGACAAGACUGGCCCGUCUUCCAAACUAACAUCCAACCUCCGUCUUACGAGGAGCGUAUGCCUACUGUAAAUCCAGAAAUAUUGACUGCUACUCGUCGACGCGCCAAUUCACACGCCCACGAUACUACGGGUGACAUUUUUCAAGAUGUAUUCGUGGCCCGUAAGCCGAGUAUUUCGGCUGUCAACCACCCCCCACGUAUUAACGAGGAGCUCGCUGAAUCUAGCGGUUCCAUUAUUGGCAGCAACUCGCACCUGGAAAAGCUGCCUUCUAAUGGAAGCGGCGGCCGUAGCAGUCAUCGGAAUAUGUUUGGGCGAACGAUGACGUUGAGGAAGAGUAUCGACCGUUCGGAACGAGAUAGGGAUAUGGUGUGAAGAAGAAAUGGGGGUAAACCUGAAAGAAACAUUUCUUCAACCUUUAAUGACUUUACGGGAAAUAUUAAUAUCUUUUCUUCUGAGCAAUACAUAAAUUGGAGCAAGACAAGGUAUAGACUGGUCGUAUACCCAUUCAGAAUUGGCUACUUAGACAAAGAUGUAGAUAGUUGACUGGGUUAGACAACAGUCUUGUU
Molecule: messenger RNA, 3396 nt
Organism: Daldinia caldariorum
Lineage: Eukaryota; Fungi; Ascomycota; Sordariomycetes; Xylariales; Hypoxylaceae
Exons: 2
Coding region: 689-3202 (837 amino acids)
Biological process (GO): calcium ion transmembrane transport; intracellular calcium ion homeostasis
Cellular component (GO): membrane
Molecular function (GO): calcium ion binding; calcium channel activity
Source: RefSeq, a predicted model, not a curated record